UUGCGGUCCUUAGCUUCCUGCCCAGUAACUCCUAGCCCUGGCCUCCUCGUGGCGUCGACUGGGAUACGAGUAACCUUAGUGAAGAUCGGGUAACCAACCCCGGUGGGAACUUUGGUCGUAUGCUGGCAGGGAAGGGGGGGUUACCCUUCUUCGGAAGGUGUAAACCUGUCCUGGUGCCCAGGUGGGACCUUAAGCAGUCCUGGCACGAUGGCCCACCGGCGAGACAGGUGGUUGGCGUAGGCCCUAUAAGCCACCCCUUAAAAAAACCCACAUAACGAACAAUACAGAAGAGAAUACGACCCAGAACAAUCGGCAACGACCCAGGCGACGAAUAAAGGAUCACGAUUGGAAACUCGGAACAUGGAACUGCAGAUCGCUCGGCUUCGCAGGAUGUGACAGGAUAAUCUACGACGAGCUACACCCCCGCAACUUCGAUAUCGUGGCGCUGCAGGAACUUUGCUGGACGGGACAGAAGGUGUGGAAAAGCGGGCAUCGAGCGGCUACCUUCUACCAGAGCUGUGGUACAACCAACGAGCUGGGAACCGGCUUCAUAGUGCUGGGCAAGAUGCGCCAACGUGUGAUCGGGUGGCAGCCGAUCAACGCAAGGAUGUGCAAGUUGAGGAUCAAAGGCCGUUUCUUCAACUACAGCAUCAUCAACGUGCACUGCCCACACGAAGGGAGACCCGACGACGAGAAAGAAGCGUUCUACAUGCAGCUGGAGCAGACAUACGACGGUUGCCCUCUGCGAGACGUGAAAAUUGUCAUCGGCGACAUGAACGCACAGGUAGGAAGGGAGGCAAUGUACAGACCGGUGAUCGGGCCUAACAGCCUGCAUUCCGUAUCAAAUGACAACGGCCAACGAUGUGUGAACUUCGCAGCCUCCCGUGGAAUGGUAGUCCGAAGCACCUUCUUCCCUCGCAAAGAUAUCCACAAAGUCACCUGGAGAUCACCGGACCAAGUAACAAAAAAUCAAAUCGACCACGUUCUAAUCGACGGUAGAUUCUUCUCGGACAUCACAAACGUCCGCACUUAUCGCAGUGCGAAUAUAGAUUCGGACCACCACCUGGUUGCAGUAUGCUUGCGCUCAAAACUUUGA
Molecule: messenger RNA, 1096 nt
Organism: Topomyia yanbarensis
Lineage: Eukaryota; Metazoa; Arthropoda; Insecta; Diptera; Culicidae
Product: craniofacial development protein 2-like
Exons: 2
Coding region: 566-1096 (176 amino acids)
Biological process (GO): chromatin remodeling
Cellular component (GO): nucleus
Source: RefSeq, a predicted model, not a curated record